AUGCUUCAGACAGUCCUAGUGUCAAUUGGGCGGAUUUUAACCACGGGUGAGGAACAGCCAAGUAGUUCGGUGUAUUUAGGAGGCAAAGCAUAUCUCAGUCCCAGGGAAGCGCCUCGUCCUUGCCCAGGCUGGACUCGGCAAGGCUGUGCCGUGGCUGCUGCUCUUCCUUCAGGCUCUGGGCAUCGAAGCCCCUGUGUGGCUCUGGAGCCAGCUAAACUGGAGGGCUCGGAGGAGGUUGCUGCCUCCGCCGGCUGCCAGAGCCGCCCAGAUCAAGCUGAGCUGCCGACAGAGGCUGGAUGCGUUGGGAGUUUCACUGCUCGGUUACUAGUGGGAGUAGUUUCAGAAGGAAAGCAUCGUACAUGGCAUUGGCAGGAGAAGAGAAGCAGAGAGACUGAGGAUAACUGGGGAGUUAGAGAACGGACGGAGGAAUGGAAAAAUGUGAAGAAAGAGACCAUCAACCCUUUUGUAGGGAAACUGGCUAAAAAGCUUAAACGAAGCAGGAGCAAAGAAACAAUGGUCAAUGAUUGCAUCUUGCGAGUGAACGAGGUCGACGUGUCAGAAGUCUCACACAGCAAAGCCGUGGAGGCCCUAAAAGAGGCUGGUUCCAUAGUACGACUGUACGUUCGUCGAAGGAGACCUAUUCUGGAGACCGUAGUAGAGAUCAAGUUAUUCAAAGGACCUAAAGGUCUGGGAUUCAGUAUUGCAGGAGGGGUUGGAAACCAACACAUCCCUGGGGACAAUAGCAUUUAUGUCACCAAGAUUAUUGAUGGAGGAGCUGCACAGAAAGAUGGGAGGUUGCAGGUUGGAGAUAGACUUCUUAUGGUAAAUAAUUACAGUUUAGAAGAAGUUACCCAUGAAGAGGCAGUAGCGAUACUGAAGAACACAUCAGAUGUAGUGUAUCUGAAAGUUGGAAAGCCCACCACCAUUUACAUGACCGAUCCAUAUGGCCCACCAGAUAUUACUCACUCUUAUUCUCCACCAAUGGAAAAUCAUAUACUCUCUUCUGGAAACAAUGGCACUUUAGAGUACAAGGCAUCCCUGGCCCCUAUCUCACCGGGAAGAUACUCACCCAUUCCAAAGCACAUGCUUGUGGAGGACGACUACACCAGGCCUCCUGAACCUGUUUACAGCACUGUGAACAAACUGUGUGAUAAACCACCUUCUCCUAGGCACUAUUCCCCUGUCGAGUGUGACAAAAGCUUCCUUCUUACAGCUCCCUAUCCCCACUACCACGUAGGCCUGCUCCCUGACUCUGAGAUCACCAGUCAUUCCCAGCACAGCACGGCAACACGUCCACCCACAGUGAGCUUGCAGCGGACCAUUUCUGUGGAAGGAGAACCUCGAAAAAUCAUCCUACACAAGGGCUCCACAGGACUUGGUUUUAACAUUGUGGGAGGAGAAGAUGGGGAAGGCAUUUUCGUGUCUUUCAUCCUGGCAGGCGGGCCUGCUGAUCUCAGUGGAGAACUGCAGCGAGGAGAUCAAAUUUUGUCUGUGAAUGGGAUUGAUCUUCGAGGUGCUACCCACGAGCAGGCUGCGGCUGCGCUGAAGGGAGCAGGGCAGACGGUAACAAUCAUAGCACAAUACCAGCCCGAGG
Molecule: messenger RNA, 1594 nt
Organism: Merops nubicus (carmine bee-eater)
Lineage: Eukaryota; Metazoa; Chordata; Aves; Coraciiformes; Meropidae
Product: disks large homolog 2-like
Exons: 11
Biological process (GO): chemical synaptic transmission
Cellular component (GO): neuron projection; postsynaptic density membrane; neuromuscular junction
Molecular function (GO): protein binding
Source: RefSeq, a predicted model, not a curated record